AGUUCCAAAUGUUGGAUCCGAAAAAGUUUCUCUCCAAAACCAAUGGCUACCGCGUGACUGGGUCCCUGCCCGUCGUCAACAGCGCUUUCAUGCUCAGCAGACCUUUGGUCCAGUUCAACAGCCCGACGGACCAACUCGCAACUUCGUUAUGCGAUACAGGGAAGAGUUCGUGAGGCUGCCUGCUGCCCAGCAAGUUGACUGUGUUUUCGUGUCGAUUGACGCCCCUUCUUCGUCGGCUGCGGGCCCCAAACUGCGCCAAGAUCAGCCGGCCAGAGCGGGUGGAAAGAGGAAGCAAUUGGCGACUGCCCCUUCUUCGUCGGUUGCGGUUGUCCAGGCUCUGCCCGCUCCAGUUCCGCCCUCGGAUCGGCAAGGUCGCGAUGAGGCCGAGCAGUCCAGCGAGGCCACAGACUACAACGACGGAGCUCUGCGGUAUCGGGCUGGUUCCCAGCAUCGUUCCCGGGGAGGUGCAGAUGCCUUCGAUGAUGAGGAAUGCGAGGGCCAAGAUGGGGAGGGCGGUGGUUGGGAUGGGGAGGGCGGUGGUGAGGAGGGGGAGGGCGGUGGUGAGGGGGAUGACGGUAACGAAGGAGAUGCUGAAGGUGAGGAUGAUGACAUGGACGAGGAGAGAGACGAUGUUGGUGAGGAAGUCAAAGACAAUCGCUCCUCCCAAUUUCAGCAUCGCCACAAGAAUGAAUCGCGGGGGCGCCGUGAGGAUGACGCCUGCCGCGUCGGUGAUGCGGUCGAUGCUGGUGGCCAGCCUGUGGCCUCCCGCAGAAUGUCGCAGUCCUAUAACCAGACGAAGGAUGGGAGAGACGAAUCUGGCUCACGGGGAAAGAAAAAGAGGGGAGAAGCGUCGACCUUUCCUGCGAGUCGAACAAAACAGGCGAGGGCCGACGCCGUGAAUGAAGCUCGCGGAGCGUCGACGACAUCCCAGGAAGCGCGGGUUCCUCGAAAAACUGGUGGGGGGGGGCGAAGUGGCGGUCGUGGCGGCGGUCGCGGCGGCGGUAGGAAAGGCUCGCAGAGGUCCAGGGCACCUGAGCUGCGGGACUCGGGGGAUGAGGGCGAGGGGGUGGGGCCUCGCAUGCCCGAAGACAUUGAAGAGCUGGUUCAACACGCCGCGCCCCUCGACACGACACAAUGUUUCUUCCUCGAAUACGACGAACAGGGCUUCGCCAGGCAAGACGUCCGUGUUUUUACCGUCGACGUUAAUAGGAUCAAACCCAUUCCCCAUGGGAGGAUCCUUUUUAACCACCGUUCGUUAUCUGAGAAUAUUGUGAGAGGCAUCGAGAGUGCCAUAGAAAGCUCCAUUAGUGCUGACCCGGGGGUGUGGGAUAGACCUGAGCUCAUUCUUGCACCGGUUGACCCCAACGUCAUCGUCGGCGGGCAGGGAAGGCGAAUCACGCCAGACGAGUUCUUCCAAAGAGACUCUGCAGAGUUUGGCUGGUACGCUGUUUGCGGUCAGCAUACUGCCGAGGCCAUGAAACGGUUGGUUGCAAAGAAAUCCCCCGCGGUUAAAGUCUACGGCCUCCGCGCGUACUCUAAAGUGCGAGUCAUCUUUUUCCACGAUGACCACACACGCGGGUACUUCAAUGUCUCCCUCUUUGACAACACACGGGAGAAUCGCACCAUGAUGUUAUCCUUCCAGGACGCUGUGCGUGAUAUGAGGCAAUGGUGGAUCGACAACAACAGGAUCGAGGCACCCAAAGCUAAGGUCAGCGAGACAGAUGCCGUCGCCGUUGCGCAUCAGAAAAUGUGGCAGAACUUCCUGAGGGCCUGCAUGGGGAAGGCGUGCGACAAGGCGUUUGUGAAACAGGCACUCGACAACGAAUACAACAAGGAUUGGAGUAACAAACUUGGAGGUACCUGAACCUCGCCACGUCCACCCGCACGGUUUGGUCGCUGGUGGAGAAGUUCUUCGCGAUGUUCGAGGAGGGUAAACUGCCAAUCG
Messenger RNA from Chara braunii, 1945 nucleotides. Lineage: Eukaryota; Viridiplantae; Streptophyta; Charophyceae; Charales; Characeae. The record is from the annotation of a GenBank genome assembly.